Molecule: messenger RNA, 3055 nt
Organism: Spodoptera litura
Lineage: Eukaryota; Metazoa; Arthropoda; Insecta; Lepidoptera; Noctuidae
Cellular component (GO): nucleoplasm; nucleolus
Source: RefSeq, a predicted model, not a curated record
UCAUUUUCAUUCAUUCGUUCAUUAGUGACAAGCGGCGGCGGUGCGUAGCCGUGCGAUUAAAGUUUUAAAAAAAUCUCAAAAAUGGGUGUCCCUGCAGAAUUACAAACAGAAGCUAUUUCUAUAGUACAUCAAUUCCUACAAAAUAUUGACAAGUCGCUGGCUCAAGAGUUUUUGAAGAAAACCAAAGCGAAACCGCGUGUCAAGGGUCUACCUUCGCUCACAGACAUAUUAACAGAAUACAACAAACACAAGAAGCCCCAAAAAGCUGCUGAGAGUUCUGAUGACGACUCUAGUGAAGAUGAAGCACCACAGAAAAAACCCAUUGCUCAAGUCAAUGGCAAGGCUGCUGCUCCUAAAAAAGGUCAAGAUUCUUCUGACUCCGACGACUCUGAAGAUGAGAACCCCAAGACACAAGCCAAACCAAAAGUAGCAGCUACACCGGUUAAAAAGGCAGAGUCAUCAGAUGAUAGUGAUAGUGAAGAUAAUGCCACAGCUAAGCCAACAAAGCAACCAGUGAAGCCCAGUAAUGCUACACCUAAAGUAGUUAAAAAACAAGAAUCAUCAGAUGAUAGUAGUAGUGAAGAUGAAACACCUAAACCUCAACAAAAACCUCAGGCUAAGGCAGUUCCUCCAAAAGCAACUCCUGCUUCUUCAUCGGAUAGUGAUGACAGCAGUGAAGAUGAAAAACCAAAAGCCACAGCAAAACCUGCACCCAAACCUCAAACUAAACCAACUCCAGCUAAGAAACAAGAAUCGUCUUCAGAUGAUAGUGAUGACAGUGAAGAUGAAAAACCAGCUCAAAAGAAGGCUGCACCUACACCUGCAAAGACUCCAGUCAAGGCAGCUCCAGCCAAAAAACAAGAAUCAUCCUCUGAUGACAGUGAUGACAGUGAAGAUGAAAAACCAGCUCAAAAGAAGGCUGCACCUACACCUGCCAAGGUUCCAGCUAAAGCAGCCCCAGCCAAAAAACAGGAAUCAUCUUCGGAUGACAGUGACGAUAGUGAGGACGAAAAACCAGCUCCAAAGAAGGCUGCACCUACACCUGCAAAGCCUCCAGUCAAAGCAGCUCCAGCAAAAAAACAGGAAUCAUCCUCUGAUGACAGUGAUGACAGUGAAGAUGAAAAACCUAAAGCACCUGUGAAAGGUACUCCUGCUAAGCCAGCAGCCAAAGCCACACCUGCUAAAAAACAAGAAUCAUCAUCAGAUGAUUCCAGUGACGAAGAUUCUAACCCCAAGAAGACGCAACCUCCAAAACCUGCUGUAACCCCUGCCAAACCUAAAGCAACACCAGCUAAAAAGCAAGAGUCCUCGGAUGACAGUGAUGACAGCGAUGAAGAUGAAAAGCCCCAAAAGGCUCUCCAGAAACCUCAACCCACUCCCGUUAAACCAGCUAUUAAAGCAUCAGCUAAAAAGGAUUCUUCCUCAGAUAGUGAUGACAGUAGUGAAGAUGAGAAACCUAAAGCAGCUGCAAAGACUCCAGCUAAAACUCCUGUAAAGGCGGCAGGUAAAAAAGCAUCAUCAUCAGAUGACAGUGAUGAUAGUGAUGAGGAACCUUCAAAACCUGCUCCUAAAACACCUGUCAGUGUUACUAAACCAAAACCUGCAGCAAAGAAACAAGAGUCGUCAGAUGAUGAUUCAAGUGAUGAUGAUGAACCAAAACAGAAACCAGCACAAAAAGCUGCUCCUGCCAAGAAAGCUGAAUCGUCUGAUGACAGUGACGACAGUGAUGACGAUGCUCCUCCUGCUAAAAUAUCAAAAAAAGAUUCCAAUAAUCAGGGUGCUGAAAAUGGAGUUCAAACCGGAAAAAAAAGGAAAGCAUCAGAAGGUGAUUCAAAUGCUCCAGCUAAAAAACCCUACAGCAACUUCGUAAAGGGUACAGUUAGUGUAUCAACUCCCAAAGAAAAAAGUAAUGAAGUGAGUAAGCCAGCUCCCUUCCGAAGAGUGGCGUCGCAACCUAUAGAAGUGGAUCCUAGACUUAAGGAUAACUCGUUCGACGCCAAGAGUGGUUCACGUGGGUCAUGGGGUGAGCGUGCUAAUCAAGACUUAAAACAUACACGUGGCAAGUCAUUCAAGCAUGAGAAGACGAAGAAAAAGAGGGGUUCAUAUCGCGGUGGCGCAAUCGAUACAGGUGUACACUCCAUAAAAUUUGAAGACUAGAUUAAUUUAAUUGCUUUCAUGGGCCAUAAUAGUUGUGUGCUUGUGAUAAGCACCAUAAUUACUUGGCUGUCGAUAUUACUGGCUUAGCUCGUAGUUUUAUCGAUACAGCUUCGCAUUCCGCCACAUAGUGAUGGUAUUUAUUUUUAUUGCCACCUGUACUUGUAUUAUUUCUGUAUUACAUAACUUCAUACAAUAGUUAAUUCAGAAACUAAUCUGUAAUGUCUGCUGUUUAUCAAAUUUGUUAGAGUGUUGACUAUUGUGUCCUAGACAUGAAUGUGUGAGUGGGUUUGGCUCCACUGAAUCUUGGUAAAAUGCGCAAUUAAUUGUUUAUGAGGUUUUGAAAACUUAUUUGCGUUCUAUUUUACACUGACAUUUUAUUAGACGUAAUUAUUAAUUUAGUCAAUCAGUAAGUAUAACUUCCUUAGGCUUUUACUUAAUUUUUACUGACCUAGUUGGUUUUUAGGACCUACUUAUUCCGAUGCUGUACUGACUUAUUAUUUUUUUAUUAUUUGCACACUACAUACUGGAUUGAUAUAUGCUCUGACUUGUGUUGAUUUUUUUUAUUCAAACAAACUAUUUAAUUUCUGAUUAAAUCCAGUUUUUGUUGGGGCCAAAAUUUUGUUAUAUUUAAAUGAUACUUAUUUACUGAAAACUUUAUAAUUCUGAAUGAUUUAUUUUCAUAAGUGUUGAUGUAAAUAGAUGUGUAUUUUACGUACUAUACUGUGUACAUAGGCUAAAUAUAAGAUUAAUUGAUAAAUGAAUAUAGACUUACACUUGUAGUAAGUAAUACGAACAGGUGCGAAAACAUACAAUAACAUGUAUUUUUAACAUCUAUGUACCUGUAUUGUUUUGUUAGUUUGAUAAGCCCGCCUUUUGAAUAUAAAACUUAAGAACAUUA